AUGGUUCUAUGGCGCAUCCUCAGAACUUCGGCGACGAGAUCGCAAGCUGGGGCUCUUCUCCCAUGGGAUCACCGUUGCAACUCGAUCACCAUGAGGUGUUACUCCGCGAAAGCCGGAGCGAAAUCGAGCCAGAAGCCACAGAAGAAAUCCGGCGCCAAGAAGCCCGGCGAUGAAUCUGGCCCCGGCGCCGCCGCCGAGCUAGACCGAGGGGUAAUUGAUGAAAAAGCUUUGAGGUCCCGUCUCCUAGCAGAGGACGAGAAGAACCCGUCUCUUAAUGUGGGUCCUAAUGAUCGCCCACUCUUCACUUCGACUCCCACCCUGUCUCAGCUCACUCGCAGAGACGCCUGCUCCUACUUCAAAUUCAGGUACGUAUCUGUCCACCAGCUUCAUUUGGUGUGUGGGAAUUCUGGAUUACCGAAGGGGAUGGUGGCCGAGUUUGAGGAUUCAAUGCGAGAAUCGUUGAUUGUUCGGCAGAGUUUCUUGGACCUUCGUGAUAACUUCCGGCGUAUUGUUGAUCCUCCUUUGGAUGGUAAAGGUAUCAAAGCUAGAAAACAAAUUGUAUUAGAUGGUCCUUUAAGCUGUGGUAAGAGUAUUACAUUGGCAAUGCUUGUCCAUUGGGCUCGUGAUGAAGGUUGGCUAGUGUUUUAUGCUCCUCGAGGAUGGGAAUGGACUCAUGGUGGGUAUUUCUACAAGAACCCACACACUGGACUUUGGGACACUCCGCUUCAGGCAGAAAACAUUCUGAAGGACUUUUUGAAAUACAACGAAUCACAGCUGAAGCAGCUGCAUUGCCACAUCUUUGAUCCUAUUCUACUUGGAGAAGGUGCUGGUGUUGGAUGGAUGAAAGGAAUAGACUCCAUGCCAGUUCCUGAAGGCUCAAGUCUUUUUGACCUGGCACAAAUAGGAAUCCAGCAUUCUCAUGCUGCAGUUGGAGUAGUUGUUCGUUUGAGAAAAGAGCUAUCAUUAGUGAAAGAUGUUCCUGUGCUCUUUGCAAUUGAUCAAUAUAAUAGUUGGUUUACCUUCAGCGAGUAUGAAGAACCAAUGACUUUACACUCAACCAGACCGGUGCAUGCGAAAGAGGUUGCAACGGUAAAUGCUUUUAGGUCGAUGAUGCAUAAUGAUAUGAUGGUGGGAGCUUUUUCUCAUUCGACAGCAGUAGGAAAGCUACGUCAAGACUUGCCAGAUGUUCCUGUUGAUGCUCGCGUCAAUCUGCCCCGCUAUAAUGUAGAUGAAGCAGCCACUGUUUGCCAUUACUACCUUAGAUCGCUCGACAGAUCAAGAGAACCGGGACUGAAGAAGCCCCGAUUAGCUGAGGACCAAUCGAACCCUAGCGGUGGCCGGCCUUUCGUUCAGAGGCAGCCACCUGCGCCCGCGAGGUACAGGUCUGCUGCCGGCGGCGACAGAGACUCGGAGGGUAACGACAGGGGAGGCGGUGCGUACCAUCCUCAGCCGGUGCAGCAGUGCUCGGAGCUGGUCAAUCAGUACAAGACUGCUAUAGCAGAGCUGACUUUCAACUCCAAGCCGAUUAUUACUAAUUUGACUAUAAUUGCUGGGGAGAAUGUCCUCACCGCGAAGGCCAUUGCUGCAACUGUCUGCAAUAACAUUAUUGAGGUCCCCAGUGACCAGAAGCUGCCAUCACUUUAUCUUUUAGAUAGCAUUGUCAAAAAUAUUGGGAGAGACUACAUAAAGUACUUUGCAGCGAGAUUACCAGAGGUGUUCUGCAAGGCAUAUAGUCAGGUUGAUCCUCCUAUUCAAUCCAGCAUGCGGCAUCUUUUUGGAACUUGGAAAGGUGUCUUCCCUCUCCAGACGCUGAAGAUGAUUGAGAAGGAACUUGGAUUUUCUUCAGCAGUGAAUGGAUCAUCAUCUUCCACUGUGACAUCAAGGGCCGAUGCACUAUCACAACGGCCACAACAUAGCAUUCAUGUGAAUCCAAAAUACUUGGAAAGGCAGCGGCUUCAGCAGUCAGGCAGGGCACCAAUUGCAGAUUCACCUGAGGAUAUUGAAAGUCCAGAGAGAACUUCUGGUAUCCGAAGCCAGAUAACACCACAGAGUGAUCCCAUUGAAGAGAAGAACGUAGGGCCAUUGUAUGGUGACUUGGAUUAUGGCACAGAUUCUCCAAGGAACUCAAUCUUGGGAUCUGGGCGCUUAGGUGCAAGGGCUGCUGAACAGUCACAGCCCAAACCUUGGUAUGGAGCUUCAAGUGGCGUUUCUCAGAAGUUAACUGAUCCAAGAAAAGCUUUCCGAAUGAAGCAUGGUGUGCCAGAGCAUUUGAUCCCCAAAUCAACCAAAGCUGUGCAUUUACAGCCAACAGACAGCAUUGCCCGUAAAAGGGGCAACAGCAUUUCGACAAGCUGGAAAAACUCCGAGGAAGAGGAGUUCAUGUGGGAUAUGCAUUCCAGAUUGCCUGAUCAGGAUGGUUUUGAAAAUCGUGUGAGAAGACCUCAACUUGGGCAUGAUGUUGGGUUUCAGUUUGACAGAGAGUCAUCCUCAGAUUCAUUAUCUACCGAACAGAGAGAACUUGGGAACCGUUUGAGCUCGCCAUGGGGACUGCAAGAAUCAACAUCAAUGGACGAGCUUAUGUUUUCUAGUUCCAACACUAAUCCCAGUUAUGCAGACGGCAAUUUAACUACCCAUGGUGGGUUGCCUUCCAGGACAAGUUCUGUAUCCAGGAUUGUAGCAGGACCUAGUUCUGGCUCCUCUCAUGCCGGAGCCUCAGGAUUAGGGGUUAUUUCAAAUGUAGCAUUCAUCCCUACUAAUGGAGCCAUAGGCCAAAAGAGACUUUCUUCCAUUGGGACUUCGUCACCAUCUCAGCAAUCACUACUCCAUCAAGCCUCACCCAGUUCCUCCUUUCCAUCUCACUAUCCUCCUAGUAGGCAAUUGCCAAGUGCAACUGAACAUGACUACUCCCAGAUCUUGCCGCCAUCCCACCAAAAGGUGCGUCAACUUUCAACAAAUUUGAGCCCUCAAAGUGUUCAGUUGGGGAAUGUGAACAGGUUCCAGUCUGAAGAAUUGUCUGUACCUUCUGGUUCCCUUCAGAAGCAAAACCCACCUCUCGAAUGGAAUACUGGGGCUCCAUCGACAUCAGGAAGCUCCGAAUCAGACCAAUCCAUUCAACGUACUACAGAAACCUCAGGUCAACAGAGCACAAGUAGUUUAUUAGCAGCAGUUAUGAAGAGUGGAAUUCUGGCAAACAUCACAGCUGCUGGCGUGGCUAAGAAGAGCUUGCAAAGUAGUGGGCACAUCGUAUCAAAGCCAGUUACUAAACCUCCUCUUCCGAAUGUGACCCCUCCUGCACAAGUCGUAUCUGCUUUGCCUAUGUCUACUUCUUCUAAGUCGGGUAGCUCAAGUGUCUCUCAUAAGAAGGAUAAGCAGCAACAGUUGCCACAAGGUGCUCCUCCUUUAAUGCAGACUUCAAAGGUGGGAGAUAAGGUCUCAAAUCCAAUUUCAAACCUUUUGAGCUCUUUACUUGUGAAAGGUCUAAUAAAGUCAGAGACUUCCCCGUCAGCAACUUCUCAGAUGAACACUGUUGAGCCAGAGAGCCAGAAGAAAAGUACCAUAGCUCCUAAACCCGCCCCAGUUUCUUCUGUGUCAGAGUCUGCUCCCACGGCGGAUGAAGAAUCUCUUAAGAAAACUGAUGCGAAAAGCCCUAUUGAUUUGCCUGUUAAGCCUACCCCGGUGAUUCCGAAGGCAAAAGAUAAUGUCAGUUUGCCUUGGUCUAUAUCAGUGGAAACUGAGAGUCUCAUAGGAUUGAAGUUUAAGUCGGAUGUAAUCCGAGAAUUUCAUCCAGCUGUCAUUGAUUCCCUUUUCAGUGACCUUCCUCACCAAUGUGAUGUAUGUGGUCUCCGGCUUAAACAGAAAGAGGGGUUUGACAAGCAUUUGGAGUGGCACAGUGAAACGAAGAUUGGUCCUGAUGAUAAGAGAAAGAGAUGGUAUGCUGAAAUAGAGCAUUGGAUUUCUCCAAAUGCAAGUGUUCCUUCUGAAGCAGUAGAUUCAUCUCCCGAGGAUGGUCCAGAUUGUGAAAUGGUGGAUAGAGAUGACGACCCAAUGGCUCUUGCGGAUGAAGACCAGUGUGUAUGCGUCUUAUGCGGUGAGCUGUUUGAAGAUUAUUAUAGUCCUGCAGGUAAUCGGUGGAUGUUUAGAGGAGCUGUGCACAUGACACCAGUUCCUCCAGGUAAUGAUGAACAAGGAAAUGGUCCCUUAGUCCAUGUGCAUUGUCGCUCAGAAGGUUCAGCCAGCGAGUUGGGUCUUCUUAAUAGCGUGAAAAUGGCUAAAUUUCUUAUUGAUGCUGUAUCUUGUAUUGGAAUUUUCUUCUGUGUUAGGAAUAGAGCUCUGGCAUGGGAAGAUUGA
Messenger RNA from Linum tenue, 4347 nucleotides. Lineage: Eukaryota; Viridiplantae; Streptophyta; Magnoliopsida; Malpighiales; Linaceae. The record is from the annotation of a GenBank genome assembly.